Messenger RNA from Phanerochaete carnosa HHB-10118-sp, 603 nucleotides. RefSeq lists its product as uncharacterized. The record is from RefSeq and is a predicted model, not a curated record. Bases 1 to 603 code for a protein of 200 amino acids. The transcript has 3 exons. NCBI's taxonomy places the organism in Eukaryota, Fungi, Basidiomycota, Agaricomycetes, Polyporales, Phanerochaetaceae.
AUGACCGCGACUCAACAGAGUCGGACGACAUUCGUAGACACCUUCCCCCAUUCUCCUGCAACUCGCCUAGAGCAAGACUUAGAGGCCCACAUGUCCUCUGACUGGUUCAGCAAGGACGGCAAGGGCACUAUCUUCCUAGAAGGCCUCCCAGGGGUGGGCUACAUCAUCGCCGCGGCGCAGGCGAGCCAGGGCAACACCGAGCAAGCCAAACGCGCCAUCAUACGCAGCACCGACUCGCUGAUCACGACCGCGGGCGCCGUGGGCGGCGGGCUGGUCGCGGGGCCCGCCGGCGCCGUCUUUGGCGCCGCCGCAGGCAAGGUCGUCGGCAUCGGCUUCGAGAAGGCGACCGCGGACAGCGUGGACCCCAGGGCACGCCUCGGCGUCGGCGAACAGACGCUCGUGUCGGGCAUCCUCGAGGUCGCGACGAACGCCGCGGCGGGCGGCGCGGGCGGUAUCGGACGGGUGCUCUGCCAGGAGACCGCGAGUGCGACGGCCAGGUCGGCGGUAGGCAAGUUUGUGGGCUCGUCCGCUGCGUCGGCGACGAUGUUUUCGGGUGACGCUCUCCGAAGAGUGGUUGUAGCUGAAGGGGCGACGGAUGUAUAG